AUGGCUGCUGGUGCCGGUUUGUACAACUCCUCAGACCCCGUCCGUACAAUGCCCUCCCCCGCGUCGAACGAGAACUCGAGCUCCAACAACACCAGCAAUGGACACCAUUCCACCGCGAACCACGACAACGACAACUCGCAGGUCUCCCCGGCGUCCUCCUCCUCCUCUUCGUCUACCUCAGAUACGGAGUCAGAGCGGAAAUCCAGGGCAGACCGUCCCCGCAUCGCCAGCCGGAAACCAAGUGCCUCCAUACUCGUGCCCCGCGACCAUCCCGAGAUCGAGAUCCAAAAGGAAGAGUUCCCGCCAGACGAUGCUCGUGCUAUGAGCCCGCGAAGGAACUCGGCCGAUGUCGAGAAGCUGGGUACCCAGGCGAGACAUACGCUUCAGGAACAAGCAAAGACGCUGCAGUCGUCGUUACAGGCGUUGGCCGAGCGGAUUGACGAGGUCAAGUCCGAUCACGACAAACUGGAGAACGAAAACCGUUUCCUGCAGGACUACAUUGGCGGCCUGACCAGGACCAUGUCCACCAAGACCGAACUUACCUCUACCAGCGGCGCGGGUAAGGGGAAGAAGUCUCAGAAGUAG
Arthroderma uncinatum is the source of this 585-nucleotide messenger RNA. RefSeq lists its product as uncharacterized. The record is from RefSeq and is a predicted model, not a curated record. Lineage: Eukaryota; Fungi; Ascomycota; Eurotiomycetes; Onygenales; Arthrodermataceae. Bases 1 to 585 code for a protein of 194 amino acids. Gene Ontology annotation, cellular component: trans-Golgi network. The transcript is spliced from 2 exons.